Messenger RNA from Artibeus jamaicensis (Jamaican fruit-eating bat), 3245 nucleotides. It is a transcript of the gene HSDL2, whose product is annotated as hydroxysteroid dehydrogenase like 2. Lineage: Eukaryota; Metazoa; Chordata; Mammalia; Chiroptera; Phyllostomidae. Gene Ontology annotation, cellular component: mitochondrion. The transcript is spliced from 11 exons. The record is from RefSeq and is a predicted model, not a curated record. Bases 69 to 1400 code for a protein of 443 amino acids.
GCUUCUGGAGCCCGUUCUCCGCGUUCCUCGGGGCGGGUCCUCGGGGGCGUUGUCUGGGGCGGAACUAAAUGCGGAUGGAAGAACCUCUUCGCACUACCUGCCAGCUGCUGCACUUAAGCCACCGACCUUCAUCUACCGAAGUCAUGUUACCCAAUACAGGGAAGCUAGCAGGAGCUACAGUUUUUAUCACAGGGGCAAGCCGUGGCAUUGGCAAAGCUAUUGCAUUGAAAGCAGCAAAGGAUGGAGCAAAUAUUGUCAUUGCUGCGAAGACCAGUCAUGCACAUCCCAAACUUCCAGGCACUAUCUAUACUGCUGCUGAAGAAAUCGAAGCUGCUGGAGGAAAGGCCUUACCGUGUAUUGUUGAUGUGAGAGAUGAACAGCAAAUCAGUGAUGCAGUGGAGAAUGCAGUCAAGAAAUUUGGAGGAAUUGAUAUCUUGGUGAAUAAUGCCAGUGCUAUUAGCUUGACCAAUACUUUGGACACACCUAUGAAGAAGGUGGAUUUGAUGAUGAGUGUCAACACCAGAGGCACCUACCUUACGUCUAAAGUAUGUAUUCCUUAUUUGAAAAAAAGUAAAAUUGCUCAUAUCCUCAAUCUCAGUCCACCACUGAACCUAAAUCCACUGUGGUUCAAACAGCACUGUGCCUAUACCAUUGCUAAGUAUGGUAUGUCUAUGUGUGUGCUUGGAAUGGCAGAAGAAUUUAAAGGUGAAGUUGCAGUCAACGCAUUAUGGCCUAAAACAGCCAUACACACCGCCGCCAUGGAUAUGCUGGGAGGAUCAGGUAUUGAAAGCCAGUGUCGAAAAGUUGACAUCAUCGCAGAUGCUGCAUAUUCCAUUUUCAAAAAGCCUAAAACUUUUACUGGCAACUUUAUCAUUGAUGAAAAUAUCUUAAAAGAAGAAGGAAUAAAAAAUUUUGACGCCUAUGCAAUUAAACCAGGCCACCCUUUGUUACCAGAUUUCUUCUUAGAUGAAUUCCCAGAUACAAUUACCCAGAAAAUGGAAUCCCAUGGUGCUGCUCCACAGUUGAAAGAAGAAAAGCCGCAGUCACCAUCAAAACCACGUUCUAGAGCUGUGGAAGAAACAUUUAGAGUUGUUAAGAACUCUCUCAGUGAUGACAUUGUUAAAGCCACUCAAGCAGUCUAUCAGUUUGAACUCUCAGGUGAGGAUGGCGGAACGUGGUUUCUUGAUCUUAAAAACAAGAGCGGGAAUGCUGGAUAUGGAGAGCCAUCUGGUCAGGCAGAUGUGGUGAUGAAUAUGUCUACUGAGGAUUUUGUAAAAAUGUUUUCAGGGUCACUAAAACCAACAAUGGCAUUCAUGUCGGGAAAACUGAAGAUUAAAGGAAACAUGGCGCUAGCCAUCAAAUUGGAGAAGCUAAUGACUCAGAUGCAUGCCAAGCUGUGACGGAAAAGAAAAAAUAUGUCGAUCUCUAAGCUCAAAAAGUAAAAGGGCUCAACAGUUAAAAUCGGAUGUUUGUUUUAUUCCCUGUUGUAUUUAUUCCCUGCAAUUUUAUUCUGGAAAAAAGAAUUUAUGUAUUUGUAAGACUUGAAAUUAUAAUUAAAAUAGCUAGCUAAUCAAACAUAAGCUUCAUUAAGUAAAAUUCAAAGACAUUCUGCUUUUUAUGUUUUGUGAGUUUUGCCCUCUGAGCGCUAUAAACCAUUUGCCUUAUUCUAGGAGAAGUAUUAUGAGCAACCAAUCAAGGUCACACAGUAAAGUAACAGCUCUAAAAAUCUUCCCAUGUAAAAUAUGGUUAGUUCUAAACUUUUUAAUUUGGAGUUGUAUACCAAUGAAAAUCUUAAUGACAUUUUGCAUUUUUAUAUACUUUAAAUAUAUGUCUGCAAUAAAUUUUUCUAGGAAUCAUGUCAUAAACUACUUAUAAAUACUAUUUUGUAGACUAAUGAAACAAAAUCAGAUUUUUCAUUUUGUUAACUAGCUUUCCUGUAAGUCAUCUACAGGAAAAUAUUAUUAUAACUCAACUAAUAUGUAUGCUAUUUAAAUUAUGUAAAAAUGUCCUAAAAUAAAAUAAUUUCUUCCCCAGAAGUAUGCACUUGGUAACAGUGCUUUGAAGUGAAAACAUUAGAAUAGAUGGUCGUUAAAGGCUUAAUUGUCUGCCUCCCAAUUUUUCUACUGAUGUUCUAAUUCUUAGUACCUCAGGAUGUGACUGUAUCUGGAGCUAAAGCCUUAAAAAAAACAAUGAUUAAAUUAAAAGGAGGCUUUUAGGGUGGGCUGAUGUCAUUAUAAGAAGAGGAAAUUUGGGCACAAAAGAGAGACAGGAUGCACACGCGGAGCAAAGCCCACGUGAGGACACGAGAGGAGGGACAUCUGCGAGUCCAGGAGGGAGGCCUCCGAAGAAACCAAAUCUCCUGACACCUUGAUCUUAGACUUCUCCAGAACUGAAAGAGAUUGUUGUUGCUUUAGCCACCCCGUCUGUGGUAUUCUGUUCUGGCAGCCCUAGCAGACUCAUACAAUGGUUGGUUUGUUUGUCUUUUUAAAAAAAGCUAAACUUAAAAAAAAUGCCCUUUCAUUUUAAUCAGUUAAAAAUACUUGCUGAGUAUAAUACUUUUACUUUUUUUAUACUUACUCAUAUUAUUGUGCUAUUAAGCAAAUUAACUAAUUCCUGCAUUUCAUAUAGAAUCGUAAUGUCAGGGGAUUUAGUAUGUAUUUUAUAAAUGGGGAAACAGAGGGUCAGAGAUGGGGAAGGACUAGCCCGAUGCCAAAAUUAACAAGCCCUGGCCAACAAAAACUUCCCAAUACAUUAGCCUUGAACAGAACUUGAAGGCCCCACCUUCUACUCCUUGCAGCCCAGAUGGAGUGACUUUGAGUGGUGGCCUUACAACACCCUUGGCAUGUCCCAUUUCUAGUUCCAAAAGGAUCCCGUUCACGAGGGAUGUCAACUGCCUCCUUUUCUAUUGAAGUCUAAAAACUUCUCUACUUUCUCUGCAUUCUCCAUAUGGUCACAAAGCUUUGGGAAUAUAAAAAGUAGGAAAUAUUGUGGGUCAGGAAUUCUGGUUUCUGGUCACUAAAACACAUGAACUUGCUAAUAAAAAGUCUUUAAGAUAUUGAAACUUCACAAGAGCCUUGGUUUUCACAUUAAUAAUUGAGGGAGUUAGAUGAGGUUAUCUGCAGCCCCUUUGCACUUAUUACGAGGAAAGUCUGAGCAAUCUGCAGUCUUCCAUCAGAAGUGAAGGUAGUCAAAUCCAUAUUCCAGAAGAAAUCUACAUUUCUUCAAUAAAUGUCUUUUAUUUUACA